CGGUAAACGAUAUUUGAUAUGGCAUUUGAAAUAUUUAUGGUUUAAUUACAUCUUCUUUAUCCUUUAAAUCUAUAGCUAUGGCAAUGAAUAAACUUCCUUGAUUCUUAGUUAAAGGGACGCUGGAGAUAAAUGUUCGGGACAUUAGGGGGCGCACCUGUCGAUCGCUAAAAGGCCGGUAUAUUCUGAGAUAUGACGAACUUCCAGUCUAUUGUUUGUGCCCUUCUCCUGUUUCUCAGCAGUAUUCAUGGAGUAGGUUCUGCUACUACGACGACUGUAAAUCCAACAACAAUUGAAACAACAGAGCCGACAGCAGAAGCAACUACAAACUUAGAUACUACAACAACAAACAUACCACAAACAACAGAGGUACAAACAACACAAGAGGUACAAACUACAACAGAGGUACAGACAACAACAACGGCGCAGACAUCAGAGCCAUCAACAACAACGGAGGUGCAGACAACAGUGGCACAAAUAACAACAUCCGGGGCACAAACUUCGACAAACGCACUACCAACAACAACAACGGAGGUGCAGACAACAGUGGCACAAAUUACAACAUCCGGGGCACAAACUACGACAAACGCACCAACAACAACAGAAUCAUCGACUACUGAAUCACCAACAACACUAAAGGAAACAACAACAACAUUAAUUACAACAGAGAGAAUGACAACUACCACAGCAAUUCCUUCAACAACUAUGAAUAACGCACAAACAACAGCAACGGUAAUCACAGACUCAUCAUCACCUACGACAGUUUCAUCAUACAUAACCAGCACAGCUGAGUCACCGACAACAACGACAUCUUCCCCACAAUCUGCUACAAGUGAAACAAACCAGACAACCUCUGUAUUACCUGACACGUCAACGACAACGCCUCCGACCACAUCAACGUCCAUGGCGGAGACCACGACGACAAAUACGAGAAUAACAAACACUGAAUCGACAACAAUGGGAGCAACGAACACUGAUUCACAGACCACGAUGUCAUCUGGACAACCUAAUGAUAACCAAACAACAACAACAAUCAGAGAUAUGACAACAGAAAGUUCCACUGACAAACCAACAACGAUGAUGUCCAGUAAUAACCAAACUGUCGAAUCUAGUUCCGAUACCACGCCAUCUACUAUUAUGUCGAGCACUGCAUCUUUGCCAGAUACAACGACAAAUUCAGUGGGUGUUCCCAAUGUGACUGUGAGUCCAACUGUGGUUGCUAUCCUGGGAUCAUCAGAUGACGCCUCCCGAGAAGAACCCCAUAUGGUGUGCGUAUUUCCAGACCCCGGUGGUAAUCUUUUCUUUCUUGUGAAAUGGCUCAUCAACAAUCAGCUGCUAACAACGACAACAUAUGGAGCUGUGACCCACCAGAACAUCAACACCACAGCGGCCCUCAGACCUAAGCACUGGACUGCAAGCUUCAGCAUGAACAUGAAUGUAAAGUGCUCAGUGCAUGCCCAGUAUCUUGUAGACAGUGGACAAGGUCCUCCCAAUGACAGCCCCAUCUUCUUCGCUGGAAUUACAAUACAGGAAUCAAACAUCCGGGUCAGUGAAGGUGACAAUACCCAGAUAACCCUCACAAGCUCUGUACCCGUUGGCUGUACAGCGUCACUAACCGCAGCUGAAAAAGAGGCUCAGUGUAAAGCUAAUUUGCAUAUCAUCACGAGUGAGUGGGACUGGUGCUGGAAUGGUGUCAAAUAUCUGGGCGUGGCGUUUCCUGACAACGGCUGUCACGUGUCUAUCCCAUAUAAAUACUGGGACCAACCCGUGAUACUAAAUGUGACUGGGUACGUUGACAGCGUGAAGAACUGGUGGGAUAGAUAUUCCAGAGUUAAAUUUAAAUCUACGGCGAAUCCAACCGACAGAUCAGAUGCGUGGAACAACGUCACAAUCGACCAUACUGUCACUGUGUCUGUUACUGAUGACAGCUCCUACACCUCAGGGGGAGGAAUGUGUGGGGGGUUUAACGACCCCCACAUGGUGACGUUUGACAGAAUAUACUGGGAAAACCAAAGAGUUGGAGAAUUUGUUAUGUACAAACACAAAACGAAACCUUUUGCGGUGCAUGCGCUGUACUCCACCUGUUACCCAUGGCGGGCGGCAUGUAACUGUGGGGUAGCCAUUCGCUCCGGGAAGAAUCUGUACGUGGUUCGGACAUGCAUUGAGGUCUCCUUUCAAAGAGUAAACCUCCUAAGUUACCCGUACGAGAGGUAUGACGGGUGUAGCCAGGAGGACGAAAUCACUGUACAAAAACUCGGCACCAAUUACAGGGUAACAUUACCCAGCGGUACAGAGGUGUCUUUCUCCUUUAAUUCGUGGUCCCACUGGAUAGACUAUGUACAGAUUGUGGCUUCUCCAUCCGACUUUCAAAACACGGAGGGUAUAUGUGGCUUUUACGAUAACAAUAAUAGCAACGACUUCGUACCAAAAGAUAGUAAUACUCACACAAAUGACGAAAGAACAUUCGCUCUAUCUUGGAGGGUUGACAUUGGUGCUUCCGAUAGUCUCUUCAAGAAAAACCCUGAUGUCAUUUAUGGAACUUCGACGGGCGGCAGCACACCACAAAGUCUAGAGAGGUACUGUACGUGUUCCUCGUAUUACCAAUUCUAUGAUCAGUAUUUUAAUGUCCCAUUCGAUCCCAACUAUGCAACGUGUAACCUUGAGGCUCCAACAGAACCAUGUUCGGACAAGGCCGGUCAAACAGUUAACGUCUGCUCCCUAAACAGACGCAGGCGCAGUACUGCCGAUUCCGAUGACGUCAUAGAUGAGAUAGAAUUUGGAUAUGAUCCGGAUUUUAGUCCUAGCAUCGAACUUAACGUCACUGAUUGGACAAAUGGUUGGAACGAAGAGAAUGCCACGAGAUUUUGCAAUGAAUCCUUUACACAUGAUUUGGCGGUGGUGACGUGUAUUGAAAAGGUCAACACAAGCGUGGCAAAGUACGUUAAUGGCUGUGUGGAGGACAUCAAGAUGAUUGGAAACUCAGAUUUUCUUCAAGCGACCUUGGACACAUUGAAGAAGGAGUGCGUAACAACAGCCUCUCGGGACUCACAGUUUAGCAACUCAACCACCGACGAUGGGGGGAGUAUCCUUGACCUUCUGAGGUCAUUAGUUUGUCCUAAUAACUGCUCAGGACAAGGAGUCUGCGUCAAUGAGACGUGCAGUUGUAGCUCGGGAUAUAUAGGAGAGGACUGUUCUGUAGAACUAUCAACACCGCCUGCAAACAUCACGAUUCCUAAACAGGGGGUCUGUGACACUAGUGUGCGCGCGUGUCAGAAGACCAACAUUGUGGGGACGUUCUACAGCGAGACUAUUAUUGCCAAAUGUAGUUAUUUCAAGGCCACACCUAGCGGUAGAGAGAAUUCGACCCAUGAAGUAUUUGCAGAAGUGCAGUACCGGCAUAUUAACCUCAUAACGGUGACCAUUCCAAGUCCCCCGACUGCACGCAGGCGCAAACGUUCUACCGCAGGUGACGUACAUGGAUGGGACAUUCAGUUGAGCUACGACAACACGACGUAUGGCGACCCUGUCGUCAUUCUGCUGUUUGACAGUACAGCCAAGUCAUGUGACACCACGACCUUCGUCUGUAUCAGCAAGGUCACAGCUGCUGAGCCCGAAUCUGAUAACAAUGCUGGAAUCAUCGCCGGAGCUGUCAUCGGAGGCAUCCUUGUCAUUGCUAUAAUCGUCGGUCUUAUCCUCUACAUCAAAAUGUAUAAAAGGGUCAAAGGGCGUGUGAGUGAUAGUGAAGCUGAUUUGAGGAACAAAGAUUCAGUACCAUUGACCAGUAAUUCAACAUAACGUUGUGCUAUGUAAUGUCACAAUCAGGAACAAGGUCAUUGCUUGCUCAUGCAGAGCCUUAAAAAUAAAAUUAAUUAUCAUAAUUAUAUUGAACAAUGAAUGAUUAAGAAGAGAUUCGUGUAAUUUUCCACUUAAUUAAGACCUAACUCCAGAUGUGUAUAUAAAGAAAUUUAGAUAUGUACUGUGUGAAAAAACGACGAGGAAUAUUUUUUUCUGAAAUCAUUUUUGAAUCUGUUUUUUCAUAUAAGAGUUGAUUUUACAUUGCUAGUUUUAUGUAGUUUUGGUAAAUUUUGCAAAACUUUUAUUUGUAUGGGAAUUUAAAAUUUUCAUCUUUUUAUCAUAUAAAACUAUUUUUGUAUCCAUACCCUCUGUGAUGUGAUGCUGUGAUAUUAAGUGUGACGACAUUUUCUAUUUACUACCAUUGAUAGUAUUGUACUUAUAUUUCUCGGUGUCACUGUGCCUAGAUCCGUCCUAGAGUUUGACUGUGAUAAUUGUCUUAACUAUGCAUGUUUAUGAUAUGUGAGUAUUUUACUAUAUUAAGUAUUUCUCUAUUCUUCACUUAUUUGUGGUUUUCACUCUACAUAAGAUAUGUCAUUUUCAAAGUGUUUUUUUAGUAAUCAAAAUAAAAUAGUGCAAAAAUGUAACCAAUUUCCUGAUUAAUUUGUCAAGAUACCUGAGUUCAUAUCGACAUAAUUGUCCUUUUUUCCUAAGAAUUAUUGUUUCUGAAAUCUGCGCUUUGAAAGAAUUGGCAUUUAUCUGCGUGUUUUGACUAACAUAAGAAAGAAUAAGUUAAAAUUGAUGUAAAAAUACAUACACUUCGAUGUGACGCCAUGUUUUUUGAACAGAUAGGACUUUCUACCUUGACAAUUUGUCUGUGGCAAUGGUAAUUAAAAUGGAGCUGAUUCUAC
Saccostrea cuccullata (small rock oyster) is the source of this 4700-nucleotide messenger RNA. RefSeq lists its product as uncharacterized. The record is from RefSeq and is a predicted model, not a curated record. Lineage: Eukaryota; Metazoa; Mollusca; Bivalvia; Ostreida; Ostreidae. The coding region runs from base 190 to 3792 and encodes 1200 amino acids. The transcript is spliced from 19 exons.